ACAUUGACUUCAAUUAUUUUACAAACUAUUAUGCAUUUUAAAAGUGCUGUUAUUCUCUGCGCGGUGUAUUUCUUUACAUCUGUACGGAGCACUGGACUACAUGAGGAUCAAAUAAAAAAAUGUAUUGAAUUAUACAAAAAUCGAGAUGAAAAAAAUAUUGCAAGUGUUAUUGCACGUACUAUGAGGAACGUAUUUGGAAUUGAAUACCCUAAUGAAGUUUUUAAAUAUGACUCAAAAGAGCCUUAUCAUACACAUUUUACGGACUUAUUUUUGGUGCUUGCGUAUAAUGGAACAAUUACCAGAUUCGAGGAUACAACGUUGAUGCCCUUCGAAGUAGAGUUAUACCUCAAAAUGUUCAAUAAGCACGCCGCGGCCGCACUUAUUCCACAACGUGGAUAUCUUGAUCGUAAUCAACUAUCAGAUGUAUUUAAAGACUUAAAUAUAAAUGGGAAAGAAAAGACAGAGGCCGUAAAGUUAGUUCCUUGGUCUCAAGUUAGUGAUAAAGGUGUAGGUUUGUGUUCCGCAGCGGAAUUAUUGUUGAUAAUGUUGCAUAUUCUACCGGAAGGCAAUGGUCUUAACCAAUCACAAAUAGAAGAUUUAAAUAAAUUGUAUAAAACUGAUACUGCUUGCAUUGAUCGUUUAAAAAUUCAAGAAAUCCUCAUAGAGUUUGGUAUGGCUACUGAGUCGAAUAAAGACCUACUGCUAUUUAAAUCUAACCGACCCGCUGCUAUAGUGUUGAUGGAGCUGAUGAUCAUUACGGCAGAACGUUCUAAGACAGUUCACAAAAAUGAGACUGUGUUAAGUACACAAGAGGUCAGAAUACUGAUAUCUCAUUUCAAAAAACUUGACACGGAUCACGACGGUCUGCUCUCUGAUGACGAAGCGAAACAGUUCCCGGAAGGAUUACUCACUAACAAUCCACAAGAUUCAAUAAAAAGCACUGGGCUAAAUAGUGGUCAAAUAGAAAAAUGUAUUGAAGUAUACAAAAAUAGGGAGGAUAUCCCAAACUUUAUGAAGCAAGAUUUCGGUAUUAAAAAUCUGGAAGAAUUUUUUCAAUACAAGCCAAACGAAACUUAUUAUAUAAAUGCUAUGCGGUCACUUAUGGCGUUAGCGCAUGCAGGAACAAUUGACAACUUCGAGGAGCCAACGCUGAUGGCGAUUGAAGUAGAGUUUUACGUUAAAAAGUUCUUUAAACGCACCGAAGACACCGGACAACAUGGAUAUCUUAAUCGUGAACAACUAUUAAGUUUAUUUGAAGAUUUAAAUAUUCAAGGAGACGAAAUGUUAAAAGCUUAA
Adelges cooleyi (spruce gall adelgid) is the source of this 1296-nucleotide messenger RNA. RefSeq lists its product as uncharacterized. The coding region runs from base 31 to 1296 and encodes 421 amino acids. Gene Ontology annotation, molecular function: calcium ion binding. The record is from RefSeq and is a predicted model, not a curated record. The transcript has 11 exons. NCBI's taxonomy places the organism in Eukaryota, Metazoa, Arthropoda, Insecta, Hemiptera, Adelgidae.